Molecule: messenger RNA, 1999 nt
Organism: Ictalurus punctatus (channel catfish)
Lineage: Eukaryota; Metazoa; Chordata; Actinopteri; Siluriformes; Ictaluridae
Product: receptor-type tyrosine-protein phosphatase eta
Exons: 8
Coding region: 168-1559 (463 amino acids)
Molecular function (GO): protein binding
Source: RefSeq, a predicted model, not a curated record
UGAGCUACAGGUGAGGUGUUUAUAGGAAGACCUGAACCCACUUAUACGCAGAUUUGUUAGUAAGCACAGAAAAAAGUGGAUGUUUCUUUAACAUUUCGCGGUGCAAUUGAAAUUUGUGUUCACUUUUUAGAUUUCAAUAUCCCUUCAACUCCUACUUUGCAACUGAAAUGAGAAUUAUAGGCUUACUGUUGAUAUGUUGGUCAGUGGCUCUGUGGAGACCGUCAUCCCUAGCAUCUCCUCCUAAGAGUGUGGGUGUCAUUAUAAAGGCUCGAACUGAGACCCUGCUAACCUUGGAGUGGAGUAAAGUGAACAAUUUCAGCUAUAUAUUGAGAGACAGUAAUGGAACAGAAAUUCCACUUACUGUAUCAGCUGAUGGGUCUGUUUUAAGAUGUACAGUCUCUUCUCUGUCUCCUGGGACCAAGUACAGCUUUGUUUUGUAUGCAAUGUUAAAAGGAUUAAAGCACAGCACUUUUAACUUUACUGCUGUUACUAGUCCUUCCAAUGUGGCCAGUGUGUCUGUAAAGGCUCGUUCUGAGACUGCACUAACAUUUGAAUGGAGUAAGGUGAACAACAAUAAUGCAUACAUUUACAUCCUGAGGCAAAGCAACAGAUCUGAGAUGUACACUCCCAUGUAUUGGGGAGAAUCUAUGGCAAGACGUACUGUAUCAUCUCUUCGUCCUGGGACCAAAUAUACCUUCACUCUUUACACUGUAUUUUUUGGCGAGAGGAGUAGUGGCUACAACUUCUCUGCAGCAACCAUGCCUGUCAAUGUGGCAAGAGUUAAUGUAACCCAGCGAUUUACAGAUCAGUUGGAGUUCUCUUGGGAAGAAGUAAAAAGCAGUAAUAUCAGCUACAUCUUGAGAGACAGCAGCAAGGCUGAGACCACAAUUGCUGCAUUGGGGAAAGAUUCUGUAAUCAGGCAUACAGUUUCAGCACUUUCCCCAGGGACUAGAUACCGCUUCACUCUGUAUACUGUAUUUGAAGGAGUAAGGAGUAGAGGCCUGACCUUCACUUCAGUUACAGCAUCUUUGACUGUGACUGGUGUGCAUUGUGAGCAUCUGCCUGGAGGAACUGCUUUAGUUUUAGUUUGGGAUGCUCCAUCUGGCCAAUGGACAGGAGUAGAAGUGCAGAUGAAGGGACGAAACCCUCAGUACUUAAAUGGAACAAGGCUCGAGUUUCAUGAUCUUCAUCCUGCCCUUUGGUACGAUGUGACGCUGAAAUUAUGUUCAGGAGAUGUAAAGGGUGCUCCAGUUUCAAUCCGCUGUCAAACUGAUCCAAGAGGUGUGAUCGCAGGAGUCAUAUUGGUUCUGCUGUUCAUCAUCUUCCUAGUUUGUCUUGGAGUUGUGACUCAUAGGCGGUCUGUCCUCAAGAGAAAAGCUCAAUCAGACUUCAACACCAAUCAAGCAUCAAGUCAAGAAGCAGAGGAGGGUGCACAUAAUGCUCCUGUUCUGGCAAAACAGCAGUCAUCUGAUGGCAAGAAGCACUGUGGCCAGAGAAUGAAUAAGAAGAAAAGGGUUAAACCCAUUCAGCAAAACCCUUACAUCAACCCUUAUAUGUAGAGCUCUGCUACCUGCCACAGGUACAGAAAGUAGCAAUAUGUUUGUGCAAAUGAGAGAAACUGAAUACUUGCACAUGCUCCUUUUUUAUAGGCAUAGAGAUUACUUCAGUGUGAAUUUCUAGUUCAUGUGUUUAUAGAAAGCAAUUUCUUAAAAAAAAAAAAAAAAAAAAAAAAGUUUUAAUACUUUGAUCAUUAUGGACCUUCCAAAAAAUUUUAUAUUGCAAAUAAGAUGGCUACCUUUUUAAACAGUCAUGUAAAGAAUAAGCUCAUGUAACCUAAUUAACUUAUGUAUUUUUGGCAAUUGUAUUUAUGAAAAUGUUUAUGCAUUACUUUGGAUUGAGUUGCAGUAUUCUCUAAAACGAAUGGAACUAAGUGAAUUGCUUUUGUCUUGUUUUUAACAUGGACAAUAAAUGACACUGAGUGUUGACUGUGUAAAACAAA